GAAAACAGCUGAUAGCCAACCAACUGCAUGAAGUUCCAAUAAGCAAAGUAAAAAUUAUAAUAAACAUCAACAAAGCAUAUGCUGUCUCAUGCACGCACAGAUAACACAAAGAGUGCAUAUGUAAUCAUUCUCAGUGAAUAAAUAGUCAAGCGGCGCAUACAAACAAAGAGUCGACGUACUAUUCCACUGUUUACAAAGGUAACAAAGCGGGUUGAUAAGUGGGGUGCAUUGAGGGUAACGAGUUUCAAUGGCUGGCGAGCGAACCAGCUGAGUGGCUGUGUUGUCAAAACGUGCGCAGACUAACGAAUGGAAAUGUGUGUUUUGACAAUUGGAAACUGGAAAAUGGAAUUGAAACUGGAACAUUGUUGGUGUAGCGAGAACGCAUGGAAACGAAAGCAUUGAAUUGGAACGAAUUAGCAAAUGCUGGAGCACAAUUUAGUAACAGGCUAGUAAAAUACUAAGCAGAACAAAAGGAAAUACACAAUACACCAACUGGAACACAUUCACUUUGUAACAACAAAAUGUGCAAAAGGCAAAAUAAGACAGGAAACUAGUUAGAAGUAAACACCAAAUAGCAUCGUCUAAAUUGGUGCGUGCUAACGUAAACGAGUGAAUUCUAAAUGGAAACGCUGCUUUUUGGCGAACAGCUGAGGACUUGUAACGAGAAAGCAGCAAAUUGCUAAUACUCUUGUAGGUAGGCUGGCCUGAGAAUAAUAACAAGAAGUGGAACUCCGGUAGUUGUGGGUUAAUUUAACAAUGUACACGUUUGUAAUUAAUACGAAAAUGCACGAAGCUUAAAAAUAAUUGAAAAAACAAGCAAGCAAACAGCGCAUAUUUUGUUUCAAUGUAACUCGAAGUGUGAACUGUGUGUAAAAUAAUACCACGUUCAACGUGCAAAACCGGAGCAAUAUAAAUUAAAAAAAAAAAAAAAGUUUUAAGUGUUAGUGUAAAAUAAAAUAAAAACGAACAGCAAAUAAAUAUUGUAUAUUGAAAUGAGCAAGCCAAAGGUUUGAAUAAUUAAAAUUUUUCGAUAACUGCUGCAUACUAAACGCCAUUGUGAAAACGAAAUACCAGCUUGUUGAAAAGCAAGAGCAAAAAAAAAUUAUAAUAAAUGUGAAUAUAAAGUUUUUGUACGAAGUAAAGGAAAAUAUAAAAAAAUUUAAAUAUUUAAAAGUGUAUAAAAUCAAUUAUUAAAAAUUAUAUGAAACAAGCACAAAAAGCAUUUCAAACAAAAGAGAUUAAAAAUUGAUUGCUGCAGUUUUAUUAAAACAUAAAAAAAAAUAAAAAAAAAUCCGAAUUUCCUCAAUAUCCGUGUGUGGAAAAUUCAUUUACGCAUUUUAUUGACACACUCCCACAAUUUUCUGUGCCACAUUUUCCACAGUGUUUGUGUGUGUCUAUAUAUAAUUUCGAUUUCUUUGUUAUUGUGUUGCAUUGUGUAUUUUAUAUACAAACAUACAUACUUGUGCAUAAAUAUCAAUUUAUUUUCGUCUACGAUUUGUUUUUGUAUGUGCGUAAACUUGUUCAGUGCCCCGCGUAUUGCUGUCUACAAUUUACCACAUCAACGCAUGGCUUGCAUUCAAUAACGGAAAAAUACACGCUUCACUGUUAUACAUACUGCAUAAAUACAGAAAAAUAGAUCAAUGACCUGAAAACCAACAAAUAUCACUAAUUCAAGUGCAUACACAUUAUAUACAUACAUAACCACACAAAAAGUAUUUUCUUCAACGGUGUUAAAAACCAGCUAAUCAAUGUCGUUCAAAAGAAAAUAUUAUCGACGUAAAGUGUAGUGAGUUAUUUUUACUUGUGUACAAUUCUAAAGUCCCUGUCCCCAAAAAGUUUAAACGUCGUGCUGUGAAAUUGUGAGUUCAAGAGCAAGUUUAUUGGUUGAAAUUAACCCUAACCUUACACUAUUUUAUAUAAGUUAACAGUUGAACGAAAACGAAACGAUUUUAUAUACAAAACGAAUAAAGAAACUACCUACAAGGCAGUAUUUUCCACAAAUGGCCACAAAUUCUACACAUAUAAAGGAUAUCAGCCAAAGCACUGAACCGAGUAAAUGCAAUAUAUCGAAACACAUUCCCGCUACAACAAUGACGCACGAAGAGCACGCGAAUACCGCCGAAACGCUGCAGAGCGAAAACGCGAACACGCAAACUGCAGAUAAACCGAGUGUUAGCGCUAAUAAUGUUGCAACAGGUCUCCAACAUGCCAUCGACCCACAUCGGUUGGGUGACGAUGUCUUCGAAGAUGCCUUCGACGAGUCCAUGGAUUGUUUGGAGCAGGCCGAAGCGGAUGGUUAUGAAUCGGAUUCGGAAAGCGCCAAUGAGUACGACGAUACACUCAGCGAUUCUGUGACGCCUGGACUGCGUACCAUUGACAGUGAUCACCUGACUUUCUCAAGUGGUUUUGGCAGUUCGAUGUUGUCCAGUUUUCCACCAACCGGUUCCUUUGAUUACCACAGUUGUAGCAGUAGCAGCGAUAGCGAGGAGGAAGUACGCGCAGCUGUACAACAUGACGAGCGAUUGGGCAAGUUCAUGCCGGGGGAUACGCACCACUUGGAUAUCUUCCAUACGCGUCCAUAUUUAUUGCCAUUCGUAGAGCGUCGACGUUUGUCGCAAUGCAAGGAGGAGGAUGAGGAUGAUGGCGAUAAGUCACCACAGCCGCAGACAAGCGAUGCGGCGCCGAAGUUUGAGAAGUCCUCCCUGCCCACGCCGCCACCACCACCACCGGCCACAGAUGAGGCAUCAGCGGAGAAGUUUAAAGAACUGGAACGUUUGCGCCAGCAAUUUAUGCAUAAAAUCGACAGUAUCAACACCAAUAAUGUGGACGAUAUAAAAACGGUUACAGUGACCGCAGAAAAUUUUUCACCGCCACCACCACCACCAAUACCGCCAACAAUAUUGCCACCGUCGCUUAUUAAUUUGUUGCAGUCGACAAAGAAAAAACCACUGCCGAUGAUUAAGGCAGCCGCACCACGUAAGGCAAUUAUGCCUGCACCGCAAAUAUUACCGGCGCCCAAGCUGGCGUCACACGAAGUCACCGUGGCGAAUAAUCAAUUCCCUGUCGCAGAAUCUGCCGUCAGCAAGGUUAACACAAACCACAACGAACAAUCAGCAUUGGUGAACACAAAUGCGCAGCCACCAGCUACUAGUUUGCACUCAAAGAUCACUACUAUACCCACUAACAAUGCAGUAACUGCAAAUGUGUCAAAACUCGCACAAACCCAAUUGCCACACGCCGAGAGCUCUGAGAAGCUUAUUAUUAAAGGUAAAUUUACCGUAACCAAAGCGAAGGAGACGCCCGAACUUCAACAGUUGCGCACCGAAGCCGACAAGUUGAAACAUUUGAGCUCAAGCGCCAAUGCACACACUAUCAGCUUCCCCAGCAGCUAUGGUGGUUACACCUCGGUGCAGGGGCUCUUCUCACAACGUUACGGUAGUCACAAAUUUACCCAAGCCGUGCCGCAUCUUUCGAAGAAAUUUUUCGAUGCAUCUUUAGUUGAAAUACGUACACCGGCUGCCAGUAAUACAUCGCUCAAUCAGGUCGGCAACGAGGAGCGUCCGAAGAGUGAACAGAUCUCAAAAACCAAUGUGAAUGCCACAUCUACGCCUACCGCCAAAGUCAUAACGUCUCUCAAUCACCACCAAAGUUACAAUAAUUGUGAUAAUAGUUUAGUGAAACCACGCGGCGAUCUGGCGCAUUUGGAUGAUGUGUGGAUCAAGAGAUCGGCGAUCACAACGCCAGCAAGAAGGCAAACGCUAGAUGAGAGCGCUUUAGGAAGUGGGCGCACAACAGCGGCGCCAUCGGAAGAUGAACAAGAUGGACGCUUGCCGGGUUCGCGACCCUCCAGCGCGCCAGCGGAACCCAAUGCCAAAGCAGCACGAAAGGCUUCCAAAAAGAUGGAGAAGGAGGCGCGGCGCCAAGAAAAGGAAGCUAGUCGUCGCGAGAAGGAGGCACGCAAGUUGGAGCGCGAAACGGCACGCCGUCAAGAACGCGAGGCCGCCAAAUUGGAGAAGCUCAAUCGCAAUAUGGAGAAAAUAUCGCGCAGUACCGAACGUGUUGGCGCCACAACGCGCUCCGGUUCAUUGGAGCGACGUCGCAGCGGCGAAGACUCGCCUGUGCUCAAUCAGUCGACCGUGCACGGUAUCGCCAGUCCGAAUCGACGUCCCACCAUCUUCGAUGUGUUUCGACAGCGCACCAAAUCCGAUGCUAAGCGCAAAGAUUCGCUGCUCUUGGCCGCUGGUAGUGGCAAUGUCGCCGGUGCGCCCGGCACAGACAACAGCAGCUCGAGUAGCACACACUCCGGCACGGGCGGCGGCGGCGGCAUAAUGAAUCAAAUGAAGGUGGUCAUGCAGAAUUCAGGGCUGAUUGGCCAUCAUCAUCAUGAUAAGCAGCGUCAACAUCCGGCGGUCACGAUAACCGCCGCCGAGGGUGGUAGUGCGAAGAAUAAGUACAAAGAUGGAUCGGCGCAUCCGCAUCAAGGCAGCGAUGCCCAGUACUAUCACACCGUUACAGCGGUACGUCGCGCUGACGCAUCCCGCUCACCAAUGACCAAAGUAAUGGAUUUGUUUAGAAGCCGUUCAAAUUCAGCGGCCACCGAGGCUGAUAAACGCAAAGCGCGAGCAGCAGCGCAUCAACAACAGUUAGCCGUGCAAAGUGCUCAUAUGCGUCGCGCCUCAGCCGAUCUGGAGAAACGGCGUGCUUCUUUGGGUGCAGCUAGUCGAGGCUUACGUGGCGAUGGUACACUAGAUCCGCAUCAUGCCGCCAUAUUAUUCCGUGAUUCCAGAGGGUUGCCAGUUGCUGAUCCAUUCCUGGAAAAAGUGAACCUCUCCGAUUUUGAAGAAGACGACUCACAAAUAUUCGUGAAAUUCUUCCGGUUCCAUAAGUGCUAUGAUCUAAUACCAACCUCAGCUAAAUUGGUUGUAUUCGAUACACAAUUGCUGGUGAAGAAAGCUUUCUAUGCACUCGUCUAUAAUGGUGUACGUGCAGCACCACUCUGGGAUUCACAAAAACAACAAUUUGUUGGCAUGUUAACCAUAACCGAUUUUAUCAAAAUUCUACAAAUGUAUUAUAAGUCACCAAAUGCAUCAAUGGAACAAUUGGAGGAGCACAAAUUAGACACAUGGCGAAAUGUGCUGCACAAUCAGGUUAUGCCAUUGGUUAGUAUCAGUCCGGAUGCUUCACUCUAUGAUGCCAUUAAAAUUCUCAUACACAAUCGUAUCCAUCGAUUACCAGUCAUUGAUCCUGCGACGGGCAAUGUUUUGUAUAUAUUAACACAUAAACGCAUACUGAGGUUCCUCUUCUUAUAUAUUAACGAAUUACCAAAGCCCUCGUAUAUGCAAAAAACUUUGCGAGAUUUAAGAAUCGGCACAUACGACAACAUUGAGACUGCGGACGAGAACACAAGCAUUAUAAUGGCGUUGAAAAAAUUUGUGGAGCGACGAGUAUCGGCUUUGCCGUUAGUGGACUCCGAAGGGCGGCUAGUAGAUAUUUACGCGAAAUUCGAUGUAAUUAAUUUGGCCGCCGAGAAGACCUACAACGAUUUAGAUGUGUCGCUACGCAAAGCAAAUGAACACCGCAACGAAUGGUUCGAGGGUGUGCACAAUUGUCGCUUAGAUGAGUCGCUCUACACAAUUAUGGAGCGCAUUGUACGCGCCGAAGUGCAUCGUCUCGUCGUCGUUGAUGAGAAUCAGAAAGUGAUUGGUAUUAUUUCACUAUCCGAUAUACUGUUGUACCUGGUUUUACGUCCAAGUGGCGAAGGUUUGGGCAACGCUGAUAAUUCAUUACGCGCCUCAGAUCCCAUCUUGCGACGUAAGUCGUCCGAUGAAGAAGAUGCCGACACAAAAUCAUCGGGCAGUCGUAGUAUUAUUGAUGACAUACCCGAGGAGGAGGCAGCAGUGGUGACAACAGCGCCAAUAUCGGUGCCACCAACGAAUGAGGAAACCGUCGCUACAUCGAAUAGUGACGAACUUAAAAGCGCGUCGAAUGAGGAGAUCGAUGCCUCAAUACAAAAGCAAAAUGGUGAUAGUAAUAAUACCGCUGAAGUGUCCUUUGCCGCCGAGGCGGAAGAAGAUCCUGUGGACGAUGCCGAUCAGUUAAGUGAUAAUGAUGAUGAUGUCGUAACGGGACAAUAUGUGGAUCUGAAGAAAUCACUCGGCGCGUCAGCGGACGAUGACAGAGAAUUGGAAACGGCCGCGUCGGCAGCCUCAGCGUUGAGUGGCAUGCCAACAACGACGGCACGUGAGAUGGCGCUUGUUAGUGAAUAAGUUUUUUUUUAAUAUACAUUAAUAUUUCAAGCUACAAACAAACAUAUAUUAUAUACAUACAUACAUACUACAUACAUAUAUUUUAAGUAUGCGUUUUUUAGUCAGCGAAUUACAAACCAUAGAUUUGAUAAACUUGAACGUUGCUAUGAAUGCUUCAAAGCCUUACUAAUAUAAAAGAAGAAUAAAACAUUCGAGGAGAGUGUUAAUAUUUUUUGAAUGCAUUGGAAUAAAUAUGUGUGCGCAAACUGCGUGCGGCCAACGCUGUGAGUGAGGGAAUGGCUGACGCUCGAGCGAGCAGCGGGUGUUGGUGCAACAACUUUGGAGUCUCAAAAGGCUUCCUGUUGAUGCAUGGUCACACAUACACACACAUACAUUAAGCAGUGGCAAAGCAAGUGUAGUAAAAAAGCUUUUUGGAUAGGGCUCUACACACCUCUUAUAUUUAUAUGAAGGUAAAUUAGUGUUUUUUUUUUAAUUUAAGUAGAAAUUAUUGCAAAACAACAAAGCAAACAUAAUAUAAAACAAACGAAAAAUGCUUGUAUGAUAAAAAGUCAAUAAAGAGAAUUAUGAUACUCUAUGAAGCAGAAAAUAAAUACAUUUUUAUUUGCUAAAAAUUGUAAGUAAAAAUGAGCCUUAAUUGGACAAGAAAACCAGAAAAAUGGGAAGUGCGUGCAAAAUCACACGAAAAAACUGUAAAAUUUGUAACUUACAAGCUUCCCACUUUGCAAACACACACACACACAUACAAAUUCCUACACAAAUAUACAUAUAUAAAAUAUAUAAAAACAUAAAUAAAUUCGUAAAAAACAAAAUUACCAGCAACCUAUUUAAUAAUAAAGCAUAAAUAAAAAUAAAAAACAUUGAAUUGUAAACAAAUACCGAAACAAAGAUUUCAUACCAAUUAAAGCAGUCGCUUAACCACCAUACAAAUAAAGUGUAGUUUUAGUAGCGGAAAACGAAACAAAGUAAAUGGAGCAAAUAAAGUUUGGAGAAAGCGCCCGCGCGCGCUUAUUAUGUAAUGUAAUAGUUGAUGGAAGUGUUAUGUAUGUUUUUAUUAUAAUAAAACAAAAAAGCAAAUUAAAAUAAAAGUUGAAAGAAAAAAGGAAAAAACAAAAACAUGAUGGUACUUUUUAUAAAGAAUAUUACUAUUAAACUAUUAUUAUUAUUAUGUACUGCUAAUUCAAUUAUGAUUACUAUAUAUAAUUAUUAAUUAUUAUUAUUAUUAUAUAUAAUUAUUAAUUAUUAUUAUUAUUAUAUAUAAUUAUUAAUUAUUAUUAUUAUUAUAUAUAAUUAUUAAUUAAUGUAAUUAUGAUUACUGCUAUUAUAAUUAUAAAGUUCAAUAAAAGGAAACAAGUUUUAAAACAUUGAAUUAUUGAUGUAUGUAUGCGAAUACUAUUGAUAACAAUACAAACAAAAACAAAACUCAAAACAAACAAAAUUGUAUUUGAAUAAAAGAAAAAGAAAAUAAUAAAAAACACUUCAAAACAGUAGUUAAUUGUAGUAUUUGCGCGUUGUGCAUUAAACUAAAAGCAACAAAAAGAAAAAAAAUAAAUGCCUAUAUUUUCUUUGCAAAA
This is a messenger RNA of Zeugodacus cucurbitae (melon fly), 7837 nucleotides long. It is a transcript of the gene SNF4Agamma, whose product is annotated as 5'-AMP-activated protein kinase subunit gamma-2. The coding region runs from base 2001 to 6266 and encodes 1421 amino acids. The record is from RefSeq and is a predicted model, not a curated record. Lineage: Eukaryota; Metazoa; Arthropoda; Insecta; Diptera; Tephritidae. The transcript is spliced from 13 exons.